This is a messenger RNA of Ceratitis capitata (Mediterranean fruit fly), 9396 nucleotides long. RefSeq lists its product as uncharacterized. The record is from RefSeq and is a predicted model, not a curated record. Gene Ontology annotation, biological process: regulation of transcription by RNA polymerase II. Lineage: Eukaryota; Metazoa; Arthropoda; Insecta; Diptera; Tephritidae. The transcript has 2 exons. Gene Ontology annotation, molecular function: protein binding; DNA-binding transcription factor activity, RNA polymerase II-specific; RNA polymerase II cis-regulatory region sequence-specific DNA binding. The coding region runs from base 3391 to 5454 and encodes 687 amino acids.
CAUGUCGUCCGAAUGGAUGUAUUCGAUGCAGUGCCCACAGGUGGAAGCAGAGGAAGAAUAAGACCCCCCUCCGUUAAAACAAGGAGUGAAUAGCGCGUUAUAAUUGAUUCGACUAUAAUCGCGUAAGCGGUCAAAUAAAUAAGAAGAUUCGUCAAAAAAUGUUGUAAAAGAAAUAAUUUAAAAAAAAUUAGGGUUAAUAAGAUUAAAAAACUUUCCAAGAAAAGUGGAUAACAAAGAUCAUAGAAAUCCAAAUAAAAAACCGACUGUUUUUAAUCCAAAUCCAAAAUCUUAGAAGUACAAAUUAAAAAAAAAAACACUGGGAAAAAUAUAAAAAGAAAACAUUUAAUUAAAAAAAAAAAGCUGAAAGAUUCUCUUCUUACUAAAAUUUAGAGAAAUGUUAAGUUAAUUAUAAAAAGUAUAAAAUAAAAAAGAUAUAAAAAUUUUACAUAAAAAGGAACCGCAAGGACCAAUUUGUGUGACAAAUUUAAGAGGCGAAUUUUUAGAAAAUUAUUUGCUGGUGAAAUGGGAUAUCUGCAGCUGAAUUGAAAAAAUAUUGUAUAUAUUUAAUACCAACUUAUUUUUUCAUACACCCCUCAAUUGAUUGAUUGCGUUUAAUUCAAUUGCAUAAGGCCGGUAAACAUAAAUGGAUAACUCAAACUGAUAAACUAUUUCAGCUGUCAAAAGGUGCAUGUAAAACCACUAAUUUACGAAAAUAGCAAAUAACUGUUCAUACAAAAAGUACAGUGUGUUUGUGUGUGCGUGUGUUGAACAAAGAAAGCAACAACUAAACUGUAAACAAACUUGAAUAAGUAAAAGUAAACACGAAUACGAACGGACAUAACCUCAAACCACAGCAAACGGUAAUUAAAAUCCACUCAAACUGAUAUAAAUCACAAGUAAAUAAAAAAUGGGAAAAUAAAUAUAAAAAACAACACGGAAUAAGACGACAAAUUUAAAUACACCCAUACAUACACACGAUAUGUAUAAGAGCAGCAAGCAAGGAAACCCACAAGACAACACACAGGACAGGAAAAGCUGACGCUAAAGAUUUCUUAGCCACAAUCGGAAAAAUAUAUGCAAAAGCAUACAUGUGAACAAAAAAAAUAAAAAAUAUUAAAAAAGUUCCAUUGAAAAGAAAUUAACAAGACAAGUACAAGUACCACUAAGCCAACUGCCUUACUGUCGCUUUGCCCACACACCUCACGUCUAAAAACUUUCGAUAAACGCCGAUGCUGCAUAGCUCAGAAGCAAAAUGAACGCAGAACAAAUCAAUUAAGGCAAUUGAAGAGCGAGUAUCAUAUGCCAAGGAAGCAACACAACAAACAACUCAGCUCGUCGGGCUGAAAAACCCAAAGCAACAGUAAAAAUCUUUGUAAAAUUGACAACCCGACAAAAGCUGUCCCCAGACUGCUGGCGGCAAGAAAAAGAGGCAUUUGAAAAAAAUAAAAUAACGAUGACAUUUUGUAGCAUAAGCCAAGGCGUUUAACACGUGCAAGAGACAACUCAAACAAAUGUGCGCUCACGCUAAUUGGCCAGUCGACAAAGGACGCUACCGCCGAAUUGGAAGAGAAAAAAUGCGAGCGACGACUAGCUCGCUUAAGAAGGCAAAUAGGCGAGAGCAUAUGAAAUGUUUCGAAAAAAAAAAUGUACAAAUAAAUGUGUAUGCAGCCUUAUGCUACAGAGAACGCGAAAAAGGUAAACACACACGACUCUAUUUGUAAAAGAGUUUUGUAGAAAAAAAAACAGUAAUCGUCACAGAGUUGCAUUUCAGUUGAAUGAUUCUAUGUAAAUUGGAUUAAAAUGAUGCAGUUAUUUAAGGCAAUUAAAUGUAAACAAACUAACACUACCAAAAAAGGAGAGUUGAGGGUUGAGCAAUGAGAGAGAGCAGUGAGAGUUCGGUGCGAGUACACGAGAGAGCACAUCAAAUAGAGUCAGUUUGCGAAAACGAAAAUUUUGCGUCACUCAAAGUUUUGAGUAUUCUAUAAAUUGAAGUUGAAAAUACAGGGCCAGGCAGUUUGAGGGUAAUCACGAUACCCGAGUUAAAUUUUGCAGAACAUUUAUUGUACAUACAUACAUACAAAAAGUGGAGCCACCUACUAUUUAUUUUAAGCCGCCUCCGAACGGUUGAUGUAUUUCUAUGAAGAACAUUUAUUUCAUGUCGAAAAUACAAGCGGCGGAAUUGACAUUCGCAAUCCGAUAAAAUUAUUUAAAAUUUAUUUUUUUAUAUUUAAUUUAGGAUCCAAAUCCAUGAUCUCAUGCGUAAUAUAUAUGGAACGCACAAAUGAAUAUUAAGUUUCUAAAAUUCUUACACCAUUUAAGCUUAACAGGCCCGCAAUAGAUUAGAAAUUAAUAGCAGCAAACACAGGUUGAGUUCCUCCUGUGACUUGUUUGUGUCUUUUGCCGAAAUGAGAGAAAGAAUAAGCAAUUAUAUGAUAACUUUACGUCCUUAAAUAAAGAUAUUAUAUUCUUUGUGUAAAAAAAGGUCAGAAAAAUGCAACAAAUAUACGCAGCACUAAUUUCUCUCUAAUUCCUCUCUUUCUCCCUCACACAAUACACACUCAUUGACAAACCACUCAAGUCCAAUGCUCUUCCGGAAGAAACAAUCGGUUGCAUUGCCUCUCUGUUUACAUAAAAGAGCUUUGCUCACCUGCAAAUACAGCAGCAGCAGCAAACAACAACACACACAUGCACGUGUCAACGGCGUACAACAUAGUUAAUCCCACAAAUUGGUCGAAAAUAUGAAAAUUUGCACCCGCGCAAAUAUAGACUCUUGGGUCGACACUGCGCCACCCUUCGGCAGAGAGGACGUACCAACUACGUACAAUAUGCAAAUGAAUAAGGGAGCGUGUGUUUCUAUUAUAUAUCGUGCAUGUCGACGUUUGGCAUUGUGGAAACCAAAAGAGACUCCAAUUAAAGCUGUAAAAUACACAGGCAUACACAAACAUGAAUAGAAGAAUGGCGGAGCGAGCAACUGUCGGCCGACGACAGACUGAGCAGCCACAACAGUAUGGACAUACUCAUGAAACUAAUGAUCAACUACACUCCCGACCUACACUGCUUGUUUGUGCGCCUAAAAGUAUGCACCACUCGAUUGGCUAUAAAUACGCGCGCGCAAUUACGGUCAUAAAUCAGUUGAAAACGAAUUUUGGACACGUGCGGUAGUAGCCAAAGCUUCGCGAUACCAAACAAACGUAUGCAAAGCAACGCAAAUUUAAUUGGUUAAUUGCAAUUUGCAUAGAUUUAAAGCCCUCAAGCGGACAAAAAGAAUUUUUACAAAAAAUAAAUUUACUACGCGUCCAGCAUUUCCUCCUCGAAAUCAAAAAGCAGAGCGCACAAAGGAUUAGUGCCUGCUGUUUGUUAUUUUUUACUUCUUCUUUUUGAGUGCGGGAAAUGUUUACUAAUUGGCUAACAGGCACCACGGGCUCGAGUAACGGCAACAGCACACCAACGACAACGAUUGGUGUUAACUCGAAUGCAGUGACGGACUCUGGCGAAUCCGUUGUGUUGCCAGUAGGCACAGUUGCUGCCGCCGCUGCUGCUGCAGCCGGUUCCUUAGCAACGAGCAUUAUGUCCACACCCCCUGAUGUGGUGUUAGAAGUAGGUCCCGCCGGUCCGAGCAGCGCACGCUUUGUGGCGCAUAGUCUUGUACUAGGCAUGCACAGCGGUUAUUUGCGUUCCGCAAUACGUUUGGACGAGAAUACCGCCAUAGUCGGAGCCGGCAAUGAGUUCAUCCUAUACUUAGGUAAUGUGACCGCAGAGCAGUUCAGUCCAUUGCUCACAUACAUGUAUACUGGUUAUUUAGACUUGAAUGUAGAAAACAUAUUUGGUGUGCUUUUGGCAACUCACGUGCUUCACAUGCCGCGCGCGCUCGAGAUUUGCCGUUCCUUUUUAGCACGCGCGCAAACCGAAGGCUAUAUAGCCAGCAAUCCUAUAGCAGGCCAGUUGUCUGCUGGAGCAAAUACAAGCACGAAAAUUAUACGUCCCAUACCCAGUAAGGCUACUCUGCCGAACUUUGGUUUUGUGCCGCUUAGUACGACACAUGCAACCCACGCACAAUCACAAACUGUUUUAACUUCAAACAACAGUGUCAAUUACAAGCAGUUGCAGGUGUAUGGGAACGGUACUGCGUUGGCUCCAAACAAUCGUUGCGAAAUGCGUCCAGCGAGUAUUGAAAUCGACAUCGACCGCUCAACGCCACGCCAACACAUGCUGGUCGAUGAGGAUGAGGAAGAUGUUGAAGUUUUCAUCGAUAACAAUACAGAGUCCGAUCCAGAGGGUGAUCUCGAUUGCGCAAUUUCGGUAACAUCGCACUCAUCAAAACGAGAAUCCCUCGACAAUAAGCAUGAGUCGCGUGAUAGUAGUGGAGAAUGUGAAAUCAUAGUAACUGUUGCUGAGCCGCCGGUACCGAUUGAGAAAGCGCGUACAGAUCGCGAUAGAGAAAUAGUACGUGCGGGCCGUAAUAAGUCAAAUACAUCCAAUGGUUGUGCAGCACCAGAUAACAACACCAGCAAGAGCGAACGACGUAGACAAUCGCGUAAACAUCACAAAACCAGCGGUUCACGUGCAUCUGGACUGCAGGUGGCCAAAGCGCCAAUACCAGCUUCGCAACUGGAUAACAACGAAAGCUCGAAGGUGAUCAUUGACGUCGCGAGCUGCGACGGGCCGGUGCGCUUUCGACGCAUACUCAACACAGCGUACGGACAUGAACCGGAAGACUAUGCAGUUAUGCCCGAACGUAGUCAGCAAAGCCUUUCGCUCUCCUUCCAUCAACAAAUGGCAAAGGCUAUAAACCAACAGCGACAGCUCGCCACGGCCAAUGAGGAGUCCGAGAAUAGCGAAUCCAGUGGCGGCGGAGGCAGUGGUGGCGCACAGAAUGCUGCUGGAGGUGGCGGUAAUGGUAAGCAGAAUAAGAGCGCUAACAAUGAGAUCUACGUUUGUGUAUAUUGCAAGCACACUUUUAAGUCACAGUAUUGCUAUCAGAAGCACGCAAAGCGUCAUCUCAAUCCGCUCAGUCUCAAUUGCGCUGCCGCCGCAGCUUCAGCGGCAGUCAAAAUGGGGAAUGCUAGUGCCGAUGUUGACGAGAAGAUAACAGCAGCGUCCGCAAAGUCGGCGCAAAGUGUUAGUGGUGUUAGUAGCGGUUUCAAUUUAACAUGCAGCGGCGGAGGCCUCCCACUACCCAUUAUGACCAGCAAACAAGGUGCGAGCGAGCUGAUGCGUCGUGAAGUGCGUCCGCUGGACAUGAACGUGCAGUAUUAUCCAUGCAAGACGUGUGGCAGCAAGUUUCCUAGUUACUACUUUGUGCAUAAACAUCGGAAGAUGUGCCAUGCCGAGGAGGAAGCGGCAGCCGCGGCAGAAGCCGCGAACAAGCGGGAGACUGGUGCUGGGAAUGGUGCUACCGGAAGUGGUGGGGGUGAAGCAAAGCGUGAAAAGUCAACGGAAAAAGUAUUGGAUUAAUGAAAGUUCAUAAAAACUAAUUUCAAUAAGGAAAUAUAAAGAGAAAAAAAGGAUUGGACAAAGGAACAAUUUGAUUGGAAAUUAAGAGACACACGUAUGUAAGUACAUACGUAUGUAUGUAGUAGGUUCCCAAUAAAAGCUAUGGAAAAAAUUACUAACACACACGAAUUUAAUUAGCAACUUAAUUAACAUGAAUUGUAAACAAAUUAGAUUUUAGCACAAAAAUAAAAAAAGGAAAAGAAAUAUACAAAAAGAGAUGCACAAAAGAUAAAAUGGCAAUUAACAAACAAAGUAAUAAACGAAAUUUGCGAAAAUAAUACCAAAGUCAGUAUGUAUUUACUUUUCAUUUACAUUUAAGAAGAGUAGAAGGAGGCGUCUGCUGCCGUUAAAAGAAAUCCACUCAGGAGUACGGAGGCUCUUCUUAUAUACUUCUGAAUGGUAGAGGUGGAAAUAAAAAAAACGUUGUGAAAAUAUUUGAAAUUAAUUACAGACUUAUUUGUGCUGAGCAAAUAAUUAGAGAAAAAAUGCCAAAAGGGGCGGAAGUAGUAACAGAAAAAUUGGCAAAAACGACUGAGGAGGGAGGUUAAAUAAGAAAAGAGAAUAAGUAAAAUAAGUAAAAGUGACUGAGCGAUUAGUGCUGUGGGUUUUGAAGGUAAAUAUUCUCGAGCUUAAUUAACACACAAGGGAACAAAGCCCAAGCAUAGUGACAAUAAACCGCAACCAAAAAUCGUUGGAUAAAAAUAUAUACAUACAAACUUAUGGACGUACGAGUAGUAGUAUAGUGUGUCAUACACAUUAGUGUUAUAAGUAUUUGCGAUUUUCAAAAUUUACAUAAAAUUCUGUGAAUUAUAAAUAACUCCUAAGAGGUCUUUUUUUAAAUUUUGUGAAACCUUUUCAGACCAAAGAAAAAAUAGAAUUUAUAGUUCUAAUAAAAAGCUAUCCAUUACUUUUGCAAUAUCUAACUUUAGUGGUCUGCAUAUCGCGGUCAAUAUGUGCGAUUGGGUUACGCUAAAUAGCGCUAAAAAGAUGAUAGAUUUACUAAAAAAGAUAACGGUAAAAUUGCAUCCCACACGUGAGUACAUGCACUGUACAAUUUCACUGCAAGAGAUUCGAGGGAAAAAUCGACGAGAUAAUCGACUACAUCACGCGGGAGCAUCUGUCAACUGCUGCAAUCCAGAAAACCAAGUUGAUCGCCCGUUCGGAUCUUCUAAGCUGGGCGUGAUGCAAUAUUGUCCGCGAGAACCGCGAGCGAGACCAUGGUGGAUGAUUAGCGUUCAUCUUACACAACACCGUGCAUUAUCGUCUUAUCGAUGGCGGCACUGACCGGAUAUCACCCUAGAAUAUCAGGGCAUAGCUAUCCGGUCCGGCGAUGGCGAGCUCGAAAUAUUUAAUAUAUACAUUCCUCCUGUUACAAGUUGCCCAGCUGGGUAUAGCCCUGAUGUAGGUGCGCUAGUCAGAGGCGGGAGGACCCGUUUGGUUUUUGGGCGACUUUAAAGCGCAUCACGAUCAUUGGCAUUCUAGGCUGUCAAAUGACCGUAGAGGAAUGGCGCAACAGAUAGGCGAUUCGACAUUUUGCACAAUGAAAGAUAAUACCCCCACUUGAGUUGUGGGUAAUUGACCGAACUUACCAGACAUAACAAUUGAGAAGUCUGGUCUGAUAAACAGUAUAGCCUGGCUUUCUAUAGUGACACUAGCAUCGGACCACUUACCCAAAUAGAUCUCGAUUGACAGACCUACUAACUUUGUUUCCAUCGACCACCAGACAUUUGUUAAAAAGCUAACUGGUCCGGCUUCAGGGAAUUUACCGAGAAUGCCUUUCGUGCUCUCCCCACUCCAUCAAAUGUCACUGCCGUCCUAAUUUUCCGAUGAAAGGGCGGUUCUAGCAUCAAGGUGCGACACCAUUCGCAACGCUUAACCUAAAUAAGGGAUCUAAUUUAGGACUGGGCUACAGUCAAGUCAUUGUCUAACCCGAUGACACGAUGACCGAGUGGAAAGUUCAUUCGGUGUCCGCGCCUCUGCAUCCCGCCGCCUACGCAAAGUGCCAAACACCAUCGCAACACUCAAUUUCUCUAGUACAGAGGUUUAGGGGGUCAUCGGAAAGGCGAAAGCCUAACAAAUCCAUCGGCCCCGACCAUGUUGAUGAUAAAACAUCUUGGAUCAGCAGGAGCACGUCUUUGACUACUCUAAAAAUACCCGAUGUGUGGAAAAUGGGUAGGGUGUUCCCGUUACUCAUGCCGGAGAAACUAGCCAACAAAGGAGAGUCAUCUCGGCCUUAUAUCUCUCGUCUCUCCAGUAGGGAAAAUACUUGAGGUCUUACUGCUCCCGACGUUCACUCGCCAUCUGAGUCCAACAGCAUAUCAGCAUGGUUUCCGCAAAGUGCAUAGUACAACAACAGCACUUAACGUCAUAAACACCCAGAUAGUCAAUGCUCUUAACCAAAACCGGCCUUGCGCACGACCUGGUAGCACUGGAUCUGUCAAAAGCUUUUGACACCAACAACCAUUCAGUGCUAAUAUCGGACAUUGAGGAAUCCUCAUUACCGCCGGGGUUGAACAGGUGGAUCAAGGGUUAUCUGUGUGGUCGUCAAUCAUCGGUACAAUUUCGAAGCGAAACAUCGAGGCUUAGGAAGAUUAAACAAGAGGUUCCGCAGGGUGGUAUCAUCUACCCACUAUUGAUUAAUUUCAAUAUUUCGAAACGCCCUCCUUUACCAGAAGGGGUUUCGUUGACCACAUAUGUCGAUGAUUACUCGUCAUUGAAGUCAGGCCACGAUAUUGAUGAUCUUUGUUCGAAGGUGAACGGCUAUCUCGGCGAUCUGUCCCAAAUAUGACCGCAACUGCCACAAAACUCCAGAGCCGCAAAAAAAUACUAAAAGCACUAGGCGGCAGCACUUUGGUUGAAGAUAAAAAAAACCGUGCUGGCAACCUACAAAGCAAUUAGCAGGCCGGUCGUUAACUAUGCUGCACGGAUCUGGGCACCGGAUACAAACGAAAUCAUCUGCAUCACAGCAGCCACAGGCUUGCCAGAACACCGCCCUCAGGAUAGCAACAUCUCCUGAUGUCGCCGGAGCAUCACUUGCACAGUGAACACCCCAAGCGGCAUCUCAUUGAAGCUGAGCCUCCACCCAGACACAUCAGAAAGGGUGUAGUAGACAUGAAAGACACCAUCCAGCAACACGUUCAACAACCGCUGGACAGUACGACUUACAGACAAGCACUAAACGCCAUUCACUAGGAGUCAGUCAACAAGUUUGUGUUUAAACUUUACAUUACUUUUUGAUGGGGACUCAAUGACUCAAAAAAUUUCUUAUGUACUCGUAAUGUAAUGACGAAGGAAAUAUUUUAGUACCAUCACAAAUGAAUAUUAUAUUUAUAUCGUUAUUGAUGGUUUUGAAGAUGGUGAUUGAAAAGAAACUAUUGCAGAUGGCAAACCAAACAUUGACAAACCUACAUGAAUUAAACUUGGAUUUUUCCCCACAUCCAUCGUAUUCACCAGACUGUUAGUUGACUUCAAUAAAUGCUCAGCGAUACGCUUCAAUGAAGAGGUAUCUCUCUCAAACUGAGUCCCACCAUUUUGAGGCAAAAGAUAAAUCCUUCCACAAAAUUAGUAUUGAAAUGUAAGCGUGGCACUGUAAUGAUUGUAGGGCUUUUGGUCCAGGUACUUUUCAGUACAUUUGCUAUCUCUUAAGGAUAAAAUGAAAUUUCUAAAAAAAAAUCAUACAAAAAGUAUAUGAUUAAAAUUAAACCGAACUACUGUAAAGCCAGCUCAUAAGAGCACCCAUUUGCUAGAAAAAUCGUUCCUAAAAUAUGCGAAACAGAAAUUAUUCGAAUUUUCACUUGCAUCACCCGGCAUUUACCAGCUUACACUCACCUAUUGCAUUAUAAGCAGACAAAUAUAAUUUUAAAACAAAUUUAAGUACAAAAUAAUUAAGUAAAUAAAAUAAUU